AUGUUCAGCUGGUUGGGUACCGAUGACAGGAGGAGGAAAGACCCUGAAGUGUUCCAGACUGUGAGCGAGGGACUCAAGAAGCUCUACAAAACCAAGCUGCUCCCUUUGGAAGACUACUACAAAUUCCACGAGUUUCAUUCGCCAGCCCUGGAAGAUGCUGACUUUGAUAAUAAGCCAAUGGUGCUGCUGGUGGGGCAGUAUUCCACUGGGAAGACCACCUUUAUCAGGUACCUGCUGGAACAGGAUUUCCCAGGGAUGAGAAUUGGACCAGAGCCUACGACUGACUCCUUCAUCGCAGUGAUGCAGGGGGACGUGGAGGGGAUCAUUCCUGGUAAUGCACUGGUGGUGGAUCCGAAAAAACCCUUCAGGAAACUCAAUGCUUUUGGCAAUGCUUUUUUGAACAGAUUUGUAUGUGCCCAGCUGCCCAACCCAGUUCUAGAGAGCAUCAGUGUGAUCGAUACUCCAGGGAUCCUUUCAGGAGAGAAGCAAAGAAUUAGCCGAGGUUAUGACUUUGCAGCCGUGUUGGAGUGGUUUGCAGAGCGGGUCGACCGCAUCAUUCUCCUCUUCGAUGCCCACAAGCUGGACAUCUCAGACGAGUUCUCUGACGUCAUCAAGGCGCUGAAGAACCACGAGGACAAGAUGAGGGUGGUGCUCAACAAGGCUGACCAAAUCGAGACCCAGCAGCUGAUGCGCGUAUAUGGCGCCCUCAUGUGGUCCCUGGGGAAGAUCGUCAACACACCCGAGGUGAUCAGGGUCUAUAUCGGCUCCUUCUGGUCCCAUCCGCUGCUGAUCCCUGACAACCGCAAGCUGUUUGAGGCCGAGGAACAGGACCUGUUCAGGGAUAUUCAAAGCCUGCCCCGCAAUGCAGCCCUGCGGAAGCUGAACGAUCUCAUCAAGCGGGCACGGCUGGCCAAGGUCCAUGCCUACAUCAUUAGCUCCCUGAAGAAGGAAAUGCCAUCAGUGUUUGGUAAAGACAAUAAGAAGAAGGAGCUUGUGAACAAUUUGGGGGAGAUUUAUAGCCGGAUCGAACGGGAGCAUCAGAUCUCACCAGGAGACUUCCCGAAUCUCAGAAAGAUGCAGGAUCAGCUGCAGGGUCAAGAUUUCAGCAAAUUCCAGCCACUGAAGAGUAAACUGCUGGAGACAGUGGAAGACAUGCUGGCCAAUGACAUUGCACAGCUCAUGGUGCUGGUACGCCAGGAAGAGUCCCAAAGGCCCAUGCAGAUGGUGAAGGGAGGUGCCUUUGAGGGCACCCUGCAUGGCCCAUUCGGACACGGCUACGGCGAAGGAGCGGGAGAAGGAAUCGAUGAUGCAGAGUGGGUGGUGGCCAGAGACAAGCCCAUGUACGAUGAGAUCUUUUACACGCUGUCGCCCGUCGAUGGUAAAAUAACUGGGGCCAACGCCAAGAGGGAAAUGGUGAGAUCCAAGCUGCCCAACACCGUACUGGGCAAGAUAUGGAAACUGGCUGACAUUGACAAGGACGGGAUGCUGGAUGAUGAGGAAUUUGCCUUGGCUAAUCAUCUCAUUAAGGUCAAGUUGGAAGGUCACGAGCUCCCAAAUGAACUUCCUUCCCAUCUCCUCCCUCCAUCCAAGAGGAAACUGACAGAGUGA
This is a messenger RNA of Emys orbicularis (European pond turtle), 1608 nucleotides long. It is a transcript of the gene EHD3, whose product is annotated as EH domain containing 3. Gene Ontology annotation, cellular component: cytoplasm; plasma membrane. Gene Ontology annotation, biological process: endosomal transport; endocytosis. The transcript is spliced from 6 exons. The record is from RefSeq and is a predicted model, not a curated record. NCBI's taxonomy places the organism in Eukaryota, Metazoa, Chordata, Testudines, Emydidae. Gene Ontology annotation, molecular function: calcium ion binding; protein binding; GTP binding. Bases 1 to 1608 code for a protein of 535 amino acids.